UUGUUGUUGAGCGCACAAUCUUCGUAGUACCUGUGCGUCCACGUACGGACAUUCGUGUGCGUUUGGGUAAAAUUAAUGUCCAGAUUGUGCGAGUUGCGGAACGUGUCCAUUACGAAGCGGUGCUGUCCUGUCCUGUACUUGUGGAAAGUGGUUAAUUUGUUGCAUAUAUCUUAAGCACCUUCUGAACUAAAAACAACUAAAGCCAUGACGGACUUUGACGCUGCAUCUGCGCUGCUAAUGCUGAGCUCAGGCUUUCAACAGUACAAAAACGAGAACAACAAUAUUCACACGUUGCUGAAAACGACUGCCUCAUCCACACCCAGCUCGACAUGUUCGUCUCCACCAAAGAAACGAGAAAGAAAAAAUGAAUCUCCCAAACAACGAAUUCUACAGCCAACGCUACGUAUAGCUUCCGUUCAUGCGAAUUACAAACAGCAGGAACUGCUCGAUCGGCUAUCGGAACCAAUGAGACUGUCCGUUUCGCCACCAUCCAUCCUGGAACCGCUGCCGAAGAAGAGAAACAGCCGCAUGAUGCAAAUGCGAAUGGAUUCAUCUUCGCCGGAAAUGGAAAAUUGGGAUAACCGAAGUAUCCUGUCUCCGACGCUGGAAUUGCAUCAGGAAAUAACGGCCAAAGGCAACGGUUCAAUGCUGUACACUAGCCCGGGUAUGAACGGGUUUGCUAUGCUGCUAAAAUCACAAAACAACCAAUACACCAGCUCUCCGAAACCUCCCUCCGUGGUGACUACAUUCAUGGAAGAUAACCGCAAAAAACGGUUUCUAGACAAUCCGAUAGCAGAGGAAGGCGCUAGUGCGAUCGUCGUAGCUGCAGACAAACCAGCACGUUCACCAUCCGAUUCGGGUGUAUCGUCCAUUCUCGACGAAAUCCAGCAACCGAAUUUGGUGCUGCAGCGAUGGAACAAAGAGAUGGAAGCUUUGGACAGCAGUAUACCUGCAAGCGUGCAGAUGGAGUUGGAAAAAAUCAACGAAAUAUCAGCAUACAACAAGGAAAUCUUUACCAAGGCCAAGAUGACCAACUUCUCACUAGAAAUGACGUUUCAUCCCGCAAAAUCUAGGAUGCGCAAGAAGUGUACCAACGAGGUCGAUAAUCAGGAUCGCAUCAGAAACAAUGAAGCGUCGCGUCGAUCGCGCCACAAGAAGAAGCUGAUCACACACUUGAUGAACAUCAGUCUGGAGUUCGAUCGGAUGGAAAAUCGGCACCUGUACAUGGAGGAACGUAGAUUGGAAGAUUUCAUUUUAGAGCUGGAAGAGAAAGCACUGAGUUGCGGAAUCGAUGCGCAGAUCGUGAAAAAUUUGCGAUCCUCGUGCGGAUUUCAAUGAGUGGAUGAUGGUGCGCUAACGAAGGGUUCAGAAUCCUGAUAUGCAUGUACUACUUAGGCAAAGAAGGAAAACAGGACGAAACACAACGGCCAACCCCGCCUUUUCGAGUUUGCAUGUUUCCAGUGUGGGGUUGUAUUUAUUGUUUUUAGAUGUAUUUGUCAUGUUUUUAGCAUAACGUUCAAUUUUGUAGCGUUCCUAUCUUUUAACACUAUACAAAAACGAAAAUAAAUGUAUAAACGAAACUGUAA
Anopheles funestus (African malaria mosquito) is the source of this 1586-nucleotide messenger RNA. RefSeq lists its product as uncharacterized. Lineage: Eukaryota; Metazoa; Arthropoda; Insecta; Diptera; Culicidae. The transcript is spliced from 4 exons. Gene Ontology annotation, biological process: regulation of DNA-templated transcription. The coding region runs from base 205 to 1338 and encodes 377 amino acids. Gene Ontology annotation, molecular function: DNA-binding transcription factor activity. The record is from RefSeq and is a predicted model, not a curated record.